Messenger RNA from Botrytis byssoidea, 1581 nucleotides. RefSeq lists its product as uncharacterized. The record is from RefSeq and is a predicted model, not a curated record. Bases 1 to 1581 code for a protein of 526 amino acids. Gene Ontology annotation, biological process: transmembrane transport. NCBI's taxonomy places the organism in Eukaryota, Fungi, Ascomycota, Leotiomycetes, Helotiales, Sclerotiniaceae. The transcript is spliced from 5 exons. Gene Ontology annotation, molecular function: transmembrane transporter activity.
AUGGCUGAUACUCAAACUGGUACCAACGGCCACGCAGGUACACCGUAUGAGGAUGGGAGAAGUAACGGCAGCACUAGAUUAACUUUAGAAAAAAGUCGCCAGGAGGAACGAAAUACAGAUGGGACUUUACUUUAUGACUGGGACGGCGAGAAUGAUCCGAAAAAUCCCCGUCCUUAUUGUUCCAUUCUUUUCGGCCUCCCAGCAGGUGCAUACGGCGCGGGAAACGAUGAGAUGAGUGCUCUAUUCAACGUCAGCAACUCCGGCUUCCCCUACUUGUUCUUCGCUACAACUUCCUGGAAUAUUGGAGCUGCAAUAUUUCCCUUAUUAUUUGUACCAUUGACGGAAACUUCGGGUCGUAUGCCUGGAUACUUUGGUGCAUAUAUCAUUUUCCUAAUCUUUUUGAUACCAUGUGGAGUAGCACAGAACUUCGAAACUAUGGUUGUGUGUCGAUUUUUUGGGGGAGGAGCUUCUUCAGUGGCUAUCAAUAUUGUUGGUGGCACUAUUUCAGACGUUUGGAAAGGUCCUCAACAACGAAGCUUGCCACUAUCCUUAUUUGGAACGACGAGCGUCAUCGGAAUUGCGCUCGGCCCCUUUGUUGGCGGUGCUAUCACUUCCACAUAUCUCUCUUUUCGAUGGAUAUACUGGGUUCUGCUUAUAAUCACCGGCGGACUUCUACCCGUUUUCUGGUUUCUUUUGGUGGAAACUCGAGGGGAUAUAAUUCUAGCCAGAGAAGCUAAGAAAUGGCGCAAAAAUAAUCCAGACGAAGAGCCACGCUAUGCGGAAGCUGAGAUUGAUGUGCCACCUGUAGCUACUCGACUUAAGGUCUCCUUCAAGCGUCCAGUCAAGAUGCUUUGCACCGAAUGGGUCGUAUUUUCGCAAACACUUUGGGUAUCAUUCGCGUGGGGUCUGCUAUUCCUCUUCCAAUCCUCCGUCACUCAAACCUUCUCCACAAAUUACAACUACAACACCUUUCAGACUUCCCUUAUUCAACUCUCUCUCAGCGUUGGUGCCAUUAUUGCCACUUUCGUAAAUCCGAUUCAAGACCACCUAUAUCUGCAAUCCGCAAAACGUUCCAAGACAGGAACACCAAUCCCGGAAGCCCGUCUCUAUUCCUCCAUUCCCGGUUCUCUUUUGUUUACAGCGGGUCUCUUCUGGUACGGUUGGUCCUCCUAUCCCUCUCUUCCCUGGAUUGUCCCCACUCUCGGUAUCGGUUGUGUUGGCUUUGGAAUAUAUUCCAUCUACCUAGCUGUGGUAAACUAUCUGACCGAUUCCUACGAAAAAUACAACGCAUCAGCGCUCUCGGCAGCAUCAUUGGGAAGAAAUAUGUUCGGGGCCUUCUUGCCACUAGCAAGUCCAUCACUCUACACAAACUUAGGGUUCCAAUGGGCAAGCUCUUUACUAGGAUUCGUAGCAUUAGUGUUAAGUCUAGCUCCGGUCUUGUUGUUGGUCAAGGGGGAGGAGAUUAGAAAGAGGAGCCCUUUUAUGAAGGAGGCAACUUUUGCGAGAGAGAGGCACCCCGAACCACAGAGGACGCACCAUGUUGGUGGGAAAGAAGUAACGGGAUCUAUGGAUGUUUUCUGA